UUCAGUGGUGAACUAUUUCUGGCUGAUAGGUUAUAAGAUAUGUAAAGCUUUCUAGUACUCUUAAAAUAACUAAAUGGAGUAUUAUAUAUCAAUUCAUAUCAUUGACUUUAUUUUAGUAGUAUGCCUAUAGAAAAUAUUAUGGACUCAGUGUGUCAUAAAAUCACUCUUAAGAAUCCAUCCAGCAGGCCAGGCACAAUGGCUUACACCUGUAAUCCCUGCACUUUGGGAGGCCAAGACAGGCGGAUCAUUUGAGGUCAGGAGUUUGAAACCAGCCUGGCCAACACAGUGAAACCCUAUCUCUACUAAAAAUACAAAAGGUUAGCCGGGCAUGGUGGCAGGCGCCUGUAAUCCCAGCGACUCAGGAGGCUGAGGCAGGAGAAUUGCUUGAACCCAGGAGGCAAAGGUUGCAGUGAGCCAAGAUCACGCCACUGCACUCCAGCCUGGGCAACAGACCUCGACUCCAUCUAGGAAAAAAAAAAAAAAAUCCAGCAGACAUCUAUCAGGAACAUAGAAAAUAACAAGUGUUGGCAAGGAUGUGGAGAAAUUGGAACACUUGUGCACUGUUCGUAGAAAUAUGAAAUGGUACAGCCAUUAUGGAAAAGUGUGGUGAUUCCUCAUAAAAUUAAAAUGGAAAUACCAUGAUCCAGCAAUCCCAGUCAACAUAUAUACUCAAAAAAAUUAAAAGCAGGGUCUUGAAGAGAUACUUGUGUUCCAUGGUGAUAGCAGCCAUUAUUCACAAUAGCUAAAACAUAGAAGCAGCCUAAUUGGCCAUCAGUAGAUGAAUGGGUAAGCAAAAUGUAGUAUAUCCAUGCAAUGGAAUAUUAUUCCACUUCAAGGAAGAAAAUUCUGACACUGGCUACAGCAUGAAUGAACCUUGAGGACGUUAUGCAGUUUUACAGGAUGAGUUAUGGAGCUGGAUAGUGGUGAUGGUGGCACAUUAAGGAUGUAUUUAAUACUGUUCUUAAAUGGUACACUUAAAAAUGGUAAAUUUUAUGUGUAUCUUACAAUCUUUUUUUAAAUUGAAGAAAAAUCCUGUAGAUAAAUUAGAAAAUUCUUCCCUUCAUAGGUUUAUCUGCAUUUGAUUCUCCAUGCUUGUACAAGGAUUUAUUUGUAUUCAAAUGGCAAAUUACGUAAUAGGAAAUACUUGAAAAUAUUUAUCAUGGGUAAUUGCUAUUUUCUUGACUUCCUAAGAUUUUAUGUAAUAAUCAUUUGAGUCAAUAUUGGUAGCUAAUGUACUAAUCUAAUAUUGAUAUCUUUGUUACUUAAAGAUAAUUUGAUUGGAUCAGCAGUUAUUUCAAAUUGAUUAAACAAAAAAUUAUAAAACACCUAGUUUGUGCUAAGCAACAUAAUGCAGUGAUCAUACAGAGAUAAAAGUCCUUAACUCAGAGUUAAAUAUCUACUAGGAAGACAGCAAGAAUAUGUGAUAAUACAAACUUGAGCACAGGGUGCUCUCAGUGUGGCAAGCACCAUUUUAGGUAGUCUCACCAGCCUCUUGUUUCCCUAAUAUACAUCAUCCAGGUCAAGGUUCAGUCAGAGAAGCAGAAUAUAUGUUUAUAUAUAAGGAAUUUGACUACGCUGUUGUGGGAGCUAAACAAUCUGUAAAGCUGUUAGUGUUCUUUCUGAUGCUGGAGCUUAGAGUCCACACCACAGUCAGUUAAGGGAAGAUGGAUGUAAAAUGGGAGGCAGUUAAGAACAAGUGGAAAUAACAAGCACAGACAAACCCAUGUCAGUUUUUAUCAUCUCUGGCCUUGAUAGUGGUUGUCCUGUAUAACCCCCUAUCCAACACAAACAUGUGGUUUAGAGAAACCUGGUUAGAGAAACAAGAGUGAUCCAGGGAAAGGAUGGGAAGUUGUCCAGCUGCAGCUUGUGAGCUAACACAACAUGUAUGAGCUAUAAAACAGCUGCUGCUUCACAUUCAUCCUCCAAAUUUUGCUCAAGACUUGUGGCUUACCCUAACCAGAACAUUGAGGGAAGAUAAUUCUGGAAAAUGUAGUUCUGCCUAACCAAGCUGACAUUACAAACCACCACAAUAACUAUCCUGUCAAUAAUUGUUAACCUGAAUGAAUAAUGCUUAAAGAUUUCAGCCCCAGGAGAUCAAGUAAAACAGAGAGAGAGGGAAAGUGACAGAUUCGAAAACAAAUGGUGUCUGAGCUGGCAUUUGGAAGUUAGCCAAGAGGGUGUCUCAGGGAUUACAUAGAGUCCAGGAAGAUGGAACAGCAUAGAUGUAGGGGAGUGUGACAUUUUAAAAACUCUCAAGUUUGAGUGAAAUAUAAAUAUUUAAUAAAUUAUAUUAAUGGGUUUUUUUGGUUGGUUUUUUUUUUUUCUUUGAGACGGAGUCUCACUCUGUUGCCCAAGCUGGAGUGCAGUGGUGCGAUCUCUGCUCACUGCAAGCUCCGCCUCCCGGGUUCACGCCAUUCUCCUGCCUCAGCCUCCCAAGUAGCUGGGACUACAGGCACCUGCCACCAUGCCCGGCUAAUUUUUUGUAUUUUUAGUAGAGACGGGGUUUCAUCAUGUUUGCCAGGAUGGUCUCAAUCACCUGACCUCGUGAUCUGCCCGCCUCGGCUUCCCAAAGGGUUUUUUGGGUUUUUUUGUUUUUGUUUUUGUUUUGAGACAGGGUCUGGCUCUGUCACCCAGGCCAGAGUGUGCAGUGGUGCAAUCUCGGCUCACUGUAGUCUCCGCCUCCUGGGCUCAAGUGAUCCUCCCACCUUAGCCUCCUGAGUAGCUGGGACUACAGGCAUGCACCACCACGCCCAUCUAAUUUUUGUGGGGCUUUUGGUAGAGACUGGGUCUCACCAUGUUGCACAGGCUUGUCUCAAACUCCUAGGCUCAAGCAAUCUGCUGGCUUUAGCCUCCUAAAGUUCUGGGAUUACAGGCGUGAGCCACAGCACCUGGCCUAUAUUAGUGUUCUUAAAUGAUGUGCUUAGAAGUUGGAUUUUGUGAUGACAGAGGGCAGCCUCCCAAAAGUUUUAAGCAAUAGGAAUGAUGACUAGAUUUUUGUUUCAGAAAAAUCACUAGCGACAGAGGGUGGUUUGGAGAGGCAAGACUAGUUAGGCUGUUGGAUCAUUCUGGCUAACCGACAUUGAAGGCCUUAACCAAAGGCCUUGGCAGUACAGAUGGAAAGAAUUGACGAGAAAUAUUAAAGGCAACAUUUGUAGGACCUGGCUGAGGAGAAUACGGAAGAAGGAAAGAAUCAGGUUGAGUCAGGAUUCUUGCUUGAGAGAAUAGAAAAGGGAGGUACUAUUCACUGAUUUGUAAUACAGGGGAAACUGUGCUUCAGGAAAGGAAAGAAUAGGGCUAAGUAUACAGCCAUGAAAACUCAUCAAUGUUUGAGGCAUGGCAGAGAAAAAAGAAUUCUGCAAAAGUGGGAAUGGCCAGUCAUUGGACGAAAACCAGGGGGGAGUAGUGUCGUAAAAUUGAGAGAGUGGAGAGUUUCAUCUAAGAAGAGUCAAUAGUAACCAAUUUUUUAGGGAGAUUAAGAGAAGGACUGAAAGUGCCAAUUAGAGCUAAGAGCUUAGAGGUCUUUGAUGCCCUUACAGUAGUUUGGUUGAAUGGUAGGGACAGAAGAAGAUUACAUGGGGUUAAAAGGAUUGAACAGCAAUGAAGAAAUUGACUUAAAUAUAGAAUAAUUUCCAGAACAUUUCUCACCCCAGUAACUAGAGGGAACCAAAGGUUGGCUCAGGGGAAUGUUGUUUUAAGAUAAGAGGCUUGAAUGAAGAAAAAGUCAAUGGAAGAAGAGGAUGAAAAGAAAACAGUGAAGGAAGAUACACAUAGUAAUAUCCCUAAGUGAGAGAAUAAUAUUCAGAUGACAGGAAUUAACAGAAGGUAAACAUCUUCCAUUGAAACUAGAAAGAUAAAGAUAGACCUUGAAAGAAUGAAGUUUUUCACUGGGGGAACAGGAAGCUCAUUCAACAAUCAUUUAUAAAAAAAAAAAUACCAUGUGUCAUGCUUACUGCUAGAAAUUAAGAUAAGACAAUAUGUCAUCUCAUCUCCACAGACUUUACAGUCUAGCAAUGUAGACAUAGACUAGUAUAAGGGUUGCCAUUGUUAAAACUGUAGGGUGGUAGGUGCAUAUAUAAGUAAACUUAAUCUAGUGUAGGAGAUUAUGAAAGGCCUUCUGGAGCAAGUAAUAUUUAAAUUGGUAUCUGUAGAAAAGAGAGAUCAUCAAACAGAGGGAAUAUUAAUACCUUGUGCAAAGCGCCUGAGAUAGGAAAGAACAUGGCACCUUGAAAAACAAUUCUAGAAAUGAAUGAAUGGAGCACAGAGAGGGAAAGGGAGGGUGUGAGAGAUAAUGCUGGAGAAGUGGAUCAUCCAGAUUAUGCACGUUUAUGGCCUUUUUGACCAUAUUAAAGAAUUCUAUGUUUUUUUUUUUUUUAAUAAUGGAAAGCCAGUUGUGUUUUUUUAAGAGACUUUAUGCAAGGUAAGUAUGGAUAAUGUAUUAAAAGAGUUACCAGCAAACUUUUCCUCUUUAGGGCCAGAUUGUAAUGGGUCAGACUCUGAGGGCCACAUACAGUCUGUGCUACAUAAUUGUCUUUAUGUUUUGUUGCGUUUUCUUUUUACAACCGUUUGACCCCUGUAAGACUGUAGAAAAUAGUAAGAGUAGGUGGUGGGAGCAUCUAGGAAGCUAUCAGAGUAGUCUAAGGAGGACCUGAUAUGGCUUGGGAGAGAAUGGCCAUAAUGAGAAAGAAGAGACUUGCCAUAAGAUUUUAGAGUUUGAAUUAACAAAGCUUGCUUGUAGAUAGGAGGAGAGGAGGAUGUGAGAUUGAGGAAAGCAUGUAAAUUGCCUCGUAGGGUUCUGGCUGUGUGGUACUGUUAAUUAAGAUACAAAAUAGAGGAGAAGAAGCAGGUUUUAAGGGGGAAGCUACUGCAUUCAGUUUUAUUGUUGAAUGUAAGUUGACAAUUAGAUGGUUCUAUGGCAACAUGAGGAAAUGAGCUUCAGAUCUGGUAAAAGUAAUGGCCAAAAAAACAAAGUAGGGCAUCAUUAGCAUAUAGACAGUAAGUCCAGGGAAUGGCUAAGGUAACAUAGGAAAAUUGUAUGGAGUAAGAAGAGAGGGCUGUCUCAGCCAGAUUGGAUGGAGGAAAUCAAGCAGGCAAAGGAGACUGGUGAGAAAGGGCCAAUUUCAAUUAUGAUUUUUUUGACCUAUGAUUUACUUAAAAGUAUGUUUUUGAAAUUUCUAAACAUAUUUGUUCUUUCAGUUCUUUUUAUUGUUGAUUUCUAACUUAAUUACGGGCUGGUCAGAGAAUGUGGUCCGUAUGAUAUCAACUUGAAAUGAUUGAGAGUCACUUUCAGCCUAAAACAGGUGUCAGCAAACUAUAACCUGUGAGCUAAAUCUGGCCUGCCACCUAGUUUUGUACAGCCUGGAAGCUAAGCAUGAUUUUUACAUUUUAAAUAUUAUACAUAAAAAUUAUACAAAAUUCAAAUUUUAGUGUCCAUAAAUAAAGUUUUAUUAGAACAUAGCUACACUCAUUCAUUUACAUAUUGUCUGUGGCUUCUUUGUUAUCAUGUUGACAGAGCUGAGUACUAGCAACAGAGACCAUAUGCUCCACAAAGCCCAAAAUAUUUACUAUCUGCCCUUCACAGAAAAAGUUUACCUGCCCCUGGCUUCCAGUGUGUUCAAUUUUUAAUGUUUUAGGUGUUCUUGAAAGAAAUCUGUACUCUCCAGAUAACAUAUGCAGGGUUUUAUAUAUGUUUAUUAAUCUUACUGACUGUGUUACACAAAUUUAUAUACUUACAACAUUUGUCUGCUUAAUCUACCAAAUACUGAGAAAUGUAAACUAAAUUUCCUAAUUUGGCAGCGGAUCUGUUAAGUUUGUUUUUUUUGUUUGUUUGUUUUGGGGCUUUUUUUAUAGUUCUGUCAAUUUUACUUUAUAAAUUUAUAGUUUAGGUAACUAGAAGCAAAUAAGUUUAGAAUUGUUAUCUCCUCUCACUGAGUUAAGCUUUUAUCAGUAUGUAAUGAUGAUCUCUUUUUUUAACUAAUAGUGUCUACAUUAAGGUAUAUUUUGCCUGAUAUGAAUAUACCAGCUAUCUUGUUAACAUUUUCCUGGUGUAACUUUUCAUCCUUCUUUCAACCUCUAUGGCUGUUUAAGUUCUAGAUACAUAUUUUCAAACAGCAUAUAGCAGAUUUUUUAUUCAAUCUGGCAAUCUUUGACUUUAAAGAGUAUAGUCCAUUUUCAUUUAUUGUAAUUAGCAAUUACUGUUCUAUUCUGAUUCAUUCCCACUAAGAUAUUUUAUAUUUUCUGUUUUGUAGCCUAUUCUGGUUUUUGCUAUUCAUUGUUUUGGAUUGACUAAUUUAAUUCCAAUUGUUUUUUUCUCUAAUAGUUUGAGUUACUCUAUUUCUGUUAUAAUGAUCACUCUAGAAAUUUUAAUAUUUUAAUCUCUCUUUUAUGUUUUAUCUUGUUGCCUGUGUUAUGUUUCUAGUCUACUGUUUUUCCCUUCAAAUGUUUUAAACUUGUUAUUUAUCCCCACUAUUGAAUUUCUAUCUUAGUCCAUUUAUGCUUCUAUGACAGAGUACCUGAGACUGGAUAAUUUAUAAAGAAAAUACAAUUAAUUUUUCACAAUGCUGGGGGCUGGAAAGUCCAAGAUCAAGGUGGCAGCCAGAUUGGUAUCUGGUGAGGACUGCUCUCUGCUUCUGAGAUGGCACCUUGCUUCUGUACCUUCUGGUGGGAAGGCAUACUGUGUCCUCACAUGGCAGAAGGGACAGAAGGGCAAGAGAGAACUCUUUUCAACCUUGAGCCGUUUUGUAAGGAUGCUAAAUCCAUUCAGGGGGCAAGGUCCUCAUGACUUAAUCAUCUACCAAAAGGCUUUCCCUCUCAAAACCAUCGUAAUGCGGAUUAAGUUUCAACAUGAAUUUUGAAGGGGACACAUCAAACACAGCAAUUUCUAAUUUCAAUGAUAGGUUUAAUAUCUUUACAUUCUACUUAUUUCUUUUCAAAUUUGCCUGAUUAUUUUAGUACUUUUUUGUUCCAUCAUUACACUUUCAAUAUCCACUUUAUUUACUUAAAAAUAUUAAGCAUACUUUUAUUUUGGAUCUGAUCAUUCUUGUACUUACAGCCUUUGCAGGUCUCUGUGUCUAACAUUUGUGGUUUGUUAUUUCUGCUGUCUCUUUCAUGAUGGCUUGAUUACUUUUUGUGUUUUUGUGAUUUGUCUUGUUGUUAGCUCAUAUUUAUUGGAAAUGGGUCUGUGGAAGUCUUUGACACCUGGUCGAAGAGGCAUUCUUCUACAGAUAACUUGCAUUUUCUUCUCCCAGUGUCCAACUUAAACAACCAAUUUAAACUUGGAAUUUUGAGGUCCACAGACAGUACAAAGUCUGGCCUAAAACCUCCUAAAGUUAGGUUUGUGGUUAGGAAUGUCCAAGGAAAAGGUAUUUUGUUUUGUUUUUCUUUUUGUCCCCUUCUAUCCAGAGCCAAGCUUGAGAUAAGCAAGUAUGACAGGCAGAAUUCUACAGUGCCCCAUGAUCUCUGCUCCCUUGUGUUACCCCAAGUAUAAUCCUCCCUCCCCUGAAUGUGGGUGGAAUCUGUGACUUGCAUCUAAUCAAUAGAAUAUGGCAAAGGUGACAGGCUGUCACUUCCAUCAUGACAUUACGUUAUAUACAACUUUGUCUUAACAGGCUAGAGAGACUCUUCUAUGGCAUUCAAACUGCCAUGUUGUGAACUGCCUGUGGAGAGAACCACAAAGCAGGGAACUGUAGACAGCCUCUUGGACCUGCAAACAGACUCCAGCUGACAACCAGUGAGAAGCCAGGGCCCUCAGUCAUAUAAGUCACAAGGAAAUGAGUUCAUCCAACAACCAGAGGGAAUUUGGAAGUAUAUCUUCUCCUAGUCAAGCCUCUGAUAAGAACACAACCCCAGCCAAUACCUGGAUUACAGCCUGGAGCAGUAACGGAAGCAAGUGAAAUGCUCGGUCUUAGACAAUUGCGUCGUGCUAUGACCGGACCUUUUCUUGAAAGGGGAUGACAGCAUGGGAGGAAGUGGCUCCACAUCUAAACCCAACACUGAAAGACAAGGCACUCUCUCCACAGCAGCCCCAACAACUAGCCCUGCACCCUGUCUCUCUAACCACCACAACAAAAAACAUUUAAUCCUUGCCUUUUGUGCUGGGGUUCUACUGACACUGCUGCUGAUAGCCUUUAUCUUCCUCAUCAUAAAGAGCUACAGAAAAUGUCACUCCAAGCCCCGGGCCUCGGAUCCUCACUCAGAUCCUCCGGCCAAGCUUUCAUCCAUCCCAGGGGAAUCACUUACCUAUGCCAGCACGACUUUCAAACUCUCAGAAGAAAAGAGCAAUCACUUGGCUGAGAACCAUUCUGCAGACUUUGACCCCAUUGUCUAUGCUCAAAUUAAAGUAACAAACUAACCCGGCUUUUCCAAUGAGGCUUGAAUCCAUUUCCUCUCAUCUCAGCCCUAUCUUCACACAUCACUUUCCCUUUUUUACAAAUUUUGGACCACCACCUGUGUGAAACUGCAGUUGGAGUUGUUUAGAUGUGAUCUGGCAAUGCUAUCCACAGCUUUGGAGACCAAUGGUCAGUCUUUUCCUGGACAGAGAAAAGAUUGAUGGCCCACCCGCUUGAACUGACAGCCUGUGAGCCCCUUGGGGGCAUAGACUGCCUUCCUUGGACCCUUCCAAAGUGUGUGGUACAGAGCUCAGUGCACAGAGUAUUCACCCAGCAUCAUGAAUCAACUUGGGAGGAGUCAACCAAAUAAACAAUCUACCAAGAAUUUCAAAUAAAGUCAAACCCCCCCA
Pongo pygmaeus (Bornean orangutan) is the source of this 8734-nucleotide messenger RNA. RefSeq names its product chromosome 1 C1orf162 homolog (gene C1H1orf162). The record is from RefSeq and is a predicted model, not a curated record. Bases 7955 to 8347 code for a protein of 130 amino acids. Lineage: Eukaryota; Metazoa; Chordata; Mammalia; Primates; Hominidae. The transcript has 7 exons.